Doryrhamphus excisus (bluestripe pipefish) is the source of this 11240-nucleotide messenger RNA. RefSeq names its product proprotein convertase subtilisin/kexin type 5b (gene pcsk5b). NCBI's taxonomy places the organism in Eukaryota, Metazoa, Chordata, Actinopteri, Syngnathiformes, Syngnathidae. Gene Ontology annotation, cellular component: trans-Golgi network; Golgi membrane. Gene Ontology annotation, molecular function: protein binding; serine-type endopeptidase activity. The record is from RefSeq and is a predicted model, not a curated record. Gene Ontology annotation, biological process: peptide hormone processing.
CCCCUUGUAGGCUUUGCCUGGCAGCGGUGAUCUUGUUAGUCGGUAGUUGUUAUCGAGGAGGAGGAGGUGACGCCGAGGACAUUUCACCACAUCACAGCCAUCGUGGAGGACAAGAAAAGCCAACAGUGUCCACUUCCUCCUCUGCUAUCAGCUGCUGUCUACGAGGGGAGGGGGAAAGGAGGAACGCCGGAGGAACCCUUGAACUUCCAGCUUGCUCCCAUGUGGACACCACAGCGUUGAGACAAAACUUCCACCCUGUCCCCCCUUGUCUUUCUCCUUCUCAACUUAGGAGCUAAAUAAGAAGAAAAGAAGGAGGAGAAGAAGAAGUGGUGGGGAUCAAUUAAAAAAAGUUGUCCACUAUGGUCCAUUGGACUGGAAGCCUGCUGUGCGUCCUCGCACUCAGUGUCGGCUUGGCGCCGCCGCCGCCGUGCCAAGCUCGGAUAUACACCAACCAUUGGGCGGUGAGGAUCGCCGGGGGAACCGCGGUGGCCGAGCGGAUAGCGGAGAAGUACGGAUACAGGAACAUGGGGCAGAUUGGAGACUUGAAAGACCACUAUCACUUCUUCCACAGUCGGACCAUUAAGAGGUCAACUUUGUCCAGUCGCGGCCGCCAUAGUUUCAUCUCCAUGGAGCCCAAGGUGGAAUGGAUACAGCAGCAGGUGGUCAAGAGGAGGAUCAAGCGGGAUUACAAACCGGUCCCGCCCCUCUCCCUGUCGAGCCACGCCCACAGCAGCACGACGGCCCAGAACAACAUAUUCUAUAACGACGCCAAGUGGGGCAGUAUGUGGUAUAUUCACUGCAAAGACGACGCCCACAACUGCCAGUCGGACAUGAACAUCAUGGGGGCGUGGAAGAGAGGCUACACGGGCAAAGACGUGGUGGUGACCAUACUGGAUGACGGCAUUGAGCGCAACCACCCUGACCUUGCUCAGAACUACGACCACCAAGCCAGCUUUGACGUCAACGGCAAUGACAACGAUCCCAUGCCGCGAUAUGACGCAACCAACGAGAACAAACACGGGACACGGUGUGCGGGAGAAGUUGCUGCGUCUGCAAACAACUCCCACUGCAUUGUGGGAAUUGCCUACAACGCCAGAAUUGGAGGUGUGCGCAUGCUGGACGGCGACGUCACGGACAUGGUUGAAGCCAAAUCUCUCAGCCUGCAGCCGCAGCACAUCGACAUCUACAGCGCCAGCUGGGGGCCGGAUGACGACGGCAAGACGGUGGAUGGACCGGCGUCUCUGGCCAGACAGGCGUUUGAGAAUGGCAUCCGUAUGGGGAGGAAGGGGCGGGGCUCCAUUUUCGUGUGGGCCUCCGGCAACGGCGGCCGCAGCCGGGACCACUGCUCCUGCGACGGCUACACCAACUCCAUCUACACCAUCUCCAUCUCCAGCACGGCGGAGAGCGGACGCAAACCCUGGUACCUGGAGGAGUGCUCGUCCACCCUGACCACCACCUACAGCAGCGGCGAGAACUACGACCGAAAGAUUAUCACCACAGACCUGAGGCACCGCUGCACCGACAGUCACACCGGCACGUCAGCCUCGGCUCCCAUGGCCGCCGCCAUCGUCGCGCUGGCUCUGGAAGCAAAUCCUCUUCUAACUUGGAGAGACGUUCAGCACAUCAUUGUAAAGACUUCCCGAGCCGGACACCUCAGCGCCCCCGACUGGAAAACCAACGCGGCUGGUUAUAACGUCAGUCACCUGUAUGGCUUUGGCCUGAUGGACGCUGAGGCCAUGGUGAAAGAAGCCGAGCGGUGGAAGCAAGUUCCUUCUCAGCACGUCUGCGUGGAGAGUGCCGACCGGCAGAUCAGGACAAUCCGUCCGGAGCACGUGGUGCGCUCCGUGUACAAGGCCACGGGCUGCACCGACAACCCCAACCACCACGUCAUCUACCUGGAGCACGUGGUGGUACGCAUCACCAUCACUCACCCGCGCCGCGGGGACCUGUCAAUCAAUCUGACCUCACCGUCUGGGACAAAGUCACAGCUGCUCGCCAACAGGUUGUUUGAUCACUCCAUGGAAGGUUUUAAGAACUGGGAGUUUAUGACCACCCACUGCUGGGGAGAAAAAGCAGCAGGCGACUGGGUCCUGGAGAUUUAUGAUUCACCCUCUCAGCUACGCAGCCAGAAAGUACCUGGCAAGCUGAAAGAGUGGUCCCUGGUGCUGUAUGGAACCUCCGUGCACCCGUACUCGUCUCUACGCAGCGAUAAGCCGCGCUCCACCGACAUGCUGACGCCCAUUGACGAGGAGGAGGAGUACAACGGUCCAUGUGACUCUGAAUGCAAUGAGAACGGCUGCGAAGGCCCCGGCCCCCACCACUGCAUAGACUGCCUGCACUUUUUCCUCAAGUUCAAGAACAACACCAGGAUGUGCGUGUCGGAGUGCCCCAGCGGCUUCUUCCGAGACGACAGGAGGCGCUGCAAAAAGUGCUCGUCGCUGUGCGAGACCUGCGUCGGUAGUCGUAGCGACCAAUGCACCACCUGCAGGUCCGGCUUCCACCUCAACGAGGGCUCCAACACAUGCGUGGCCAGCUGCGGCGACAGCUUCUACCUCGACCACGAUUCCAACAUUUGCAGGAGGUGUCCCGAAAACUGCAAGAAGUGCACCACCUCUAAUAUCUGCACGGAAUGCAAACCUGGGACCAGUUUACAAGGCAACAAGUGCCAGAUGACGUGCGACGCGGGUUCCUAUUACAACGGCCACAGGAGGACUUGUGAGCCGUGUCAUCGCGCCUGUGCCACCUGCGCAGGCACAGGUAUAGAAGCGUGCACCAAGUGUGCCGACAGCUACAUGCUGGAGGACUGGCGCUGUGUGUCCACGUGCAGCAACAGCUACUACCUGUCAGAGCAGACGUCCGACAGCGGCCAGGUUCAGAGGUCCUGUAAGAAGUGCGAUCAUAGCUGCUACGAGUGCCUGGGGCCCGGUGAAAGGAACUGCAGCAGCUGCGUCAGCGGUUACAAUCUGGAGGCGGGAGCCUGCGUGGUCAGCACCAUCUGCAAAGAUGGUCAGUACAUGGGUCGCCAUGACAAGUGUCUCCUGUGUGACGUCACCUGUCUGGAGUGCACGGGUCCCGAGAGAGAGGACUGCACCAGCUGCCCGUCAUCACGCUUCUUUGAUGAGGGCAUGUGUGUCAUCCGCUGCCAAAGGGGGCGCUACGCUGUGGCUAGGCAGUGUCUCCGCUGUCACCACACCUGCCAGGAGUGCAGUGACGAGGGGCCUGACAAGUGUACCUCUUGUGACACAGAUAUGUUUGACGUGACCCGCUACCUGUUUGGUAGUCAGUGUCGGGACGUCUGUCCAGAGGGCUUUUUCCACUCCGUGCACAAACGAUGCGAGCCGUGUGCUCCGGACUGCAUGACUUGCACGUCGGCCAGUCGCUGUCUACGCUGCAAGCCGGGACACAAACUCCAAGACGGCAAAUGUUUUCCACUGGAGUGCAGCGCAGGUGAGGUUGCCGAGGCUGAGGACUGUCUCCCCUGUGAUGAAGGCUGCAAGCAGUGUGAACAUAAAAAUUCCGGACAUCCAGAACAAGGAACCGUGUGCCUCAAGUGUGAAGAUCAUUUCUACCAGCUGGAUUCGGACUGCUACCAGUCCUGCCCGGAUCAGACGUACGGAGCUGCAGAGACCAUGACGUGUUCUCCCUGUGAAGACCAGCAUUGCGCCAUAUGUGACCCCACCCAGUGCUACUGGUGUCUGGAGGGAUUCUAUCUUUUUGAUGGGAGGUGUGCGGACCACUGCGAGGAGGGCUUCUUUGUGGACGUGGAGAGCCAGGAGUGUGAGCGGUGUCACCGUGCCUGCAAGACCUGCGGCGGGCCCAGAUUUGACGACUGCGACUCGUGCGAGGAUGAGAUGACGCUGAAGGACGGAGAGUGUCUGAAGGGAGCCCAGCUGGGACCGUGUACCCAAGGACGCUUCCGUAACGAGCACGGAGACUGUGAGCUUUGUCAUUCUUCUUGUAAGACGUGCUUUUCUCCACGCAAAGAUGACUGCAUCGCCUGUCACUCAGGUAAUUUCCUGACCGCUCAUCAGACGUGCACCCCCCGCUGUCCGUCAUCCACCUUCGCCAACCGCACGUCCGGUCGCUGUGACGCCUGCAUGGAGGGCUGCGUCUCGUGUCAGGACGCCAACGUGUGCCAGCGAUGCCAAGCUGGACUCUUCCUGCAGGACGGAACGUGUGUGCUGGAGUGCCACAGAGGUUUUUUUCCCGAGGGCGGCGUGUGCCACCUGUGUGCUCCACAUUGCGCUUCCUGUCAGGGAAACGCCUCCUUUUGCCUGACCUGUGAUGACGGAUUCCUCCUGCUGGAGCGCUCGUGCAGACGUCGGUGUCCUCUGGGCUACUACAGCAAAGACGCACAAUGCAUCCGCUGUCCCCCUGACUGUACGCAGUGCAAUCAAGAUGGCCUCUGUCUGAGAUGUGCCGACGUCUUCUUCCUCCAUGCCGACGGAUGCGUGGACGAAUGCCCCGCCGGCUACUUCGCCAGCGAGAAGCAGCGGGAGUGCAUGCAUUGCCAUGCCGACUGCGCUUCCUGCAACGGCCCCGACAGUGACGACUGCGACACGUGCCGCAACCCCAAAGCCGUCCGCUACGACGGCGAGUGUCUGCCUGAGUGUCCCAGCAACACUUACUACGACCACGCUGAUGGCGAAUGUCGAGAUUGUGACCAGUCCUGUCUGACGUGUUCGGGCAACGAGCCGUCGUCGUGCCUGAGCUGCGAAUCGAACCGGCGUAAAGACAGCGGCGGUCACUGCGUGUGGUACAGCCAGUGCUCACUACGCUCCUACAUGGACGCUCUUGGCCAGUGCCAACCCUGCCACCCGUCCUGCCGCCGCUGCUCGGGCCCGGGCUCGGACCGCUGCCUCAGCUGCGACCCUCCACGCUUCCUGCUAAACUCUACAUGCACGCCGCAGUGUCCAGUGGGUUACUAUGGCGACGACAAGGACGAGCUUGUGUGUGAACGCUGCCACGUGAGCUGCGCUUCCUGUGUGGGCCGCCACAGCGUGCAGUGUGUCGCCUGUAGACCGGGCUUCUUCAGGCAGGGAAGCAGCUGUGUACAAACGUGCUCCGAGAGUCAUUUUGGCAACACGAGCAUCAUGGCGUGCCAGCGUUGCGACCCCGCCUGCAGACGGUGCGGGGGUCCCGCCGACAGCGACUGCCUGAGCUGCCGUGACGGCUUCGUCUACAUGAAGCAGAUGGGUCGCUGCCUGAAGAGCUGCCCCCCCGGAUACUACCGACACAGCUGGUCCAACGCCUGUCUCAAGUGCCACCCCACCUGCAAGACCUGCACAGGUGGUGGCGCUGUUUCCUGCGAGUCCUGUUACCAUGGCUACAGGCUAAUUGGCUCAAGCAUCUGUGAAUCCCAGUGCCUGAUUGGCUUCUACGUGGCCUCACAGAGCUCGACGUCUGACAGCGACACGCCCGACUGCCGGCCCUGCGACCCCUCCUGCUUGGGCUGCCGCGGCCCAGACGCAUGGAACUGCACCGAUUGCCCCGCCUCUCAGAUGCUGGCUGAGGACGGACGAUGUCUGAGCUGCUGCAGAGACGACACGAUGCCCGCCGACAAGCCCGUCCCCUGGCAAUGCUGCGACUGUGCUGCCUCUCCACAGGACUGCGUCCUCAGCGUCAACUCCGUGAAGAGAAACGCUGACGAUCUGGAGGCCAAUAUCGCCGCUAGACUGACCGUCGCCAUCUUUGUCCUGCUGAUCCUGUCCGUGGGGGGCGGGGUCUUCAUCUUCCUCCACCUUCGCUCCAAGUCGUAUCCCGUCGCCGCCUCCGCCAUGCCCAACUUAAAUGGAGGCUACCUGAAGCUGGACAACAACGAAGAUGCGGCACGGCAGCAGGUAAGCCCCGCCUCUUUUGGCGAAUACAGCGACCGCAUCAUCGAUUGUGAGGACGGAGAUGAUGACGACGACGACGAUGAGGAGGAUAUUGUUUACAUGGGGCAAGAUGGCACCGUCUACAGGAAGUUCAAGUAUGGACUUUUGGAUGAUGAGGAUGACGACAUUGAGCUGGAGUAUGACGAUGAGAGCUACUCCUACACCUGACCACGGACACGUGGACUUGAACUCCACUCUAUGGGAUCCGACACGUUAUGAUAUUAACCCACUCGUCACAUUACUAUUGCUCACUCAACACCAUCCUUACUGUGGGAGAGGAGGGCAGUGAUACCGUAUCAAGGGAAGAUAUCAACAUGUAUUAGACUUUUUUAACUUUAACUUUUAUCUGUCCAUUAUGGUAACAUCACUGUAUCGCAAUGCUGUCAAUACUGUGGACCGAUAUCACAUUCAUGUCAAUCUGAAGCUGCUGAGAUACAAUAACCGUAUUAUGAUACUGUUGAUAUUGUGGGCAGACAUCACAGUAAUAUCAAACUGAAGCUGCUGAUACAAUAACCGUAUCAUGAUACUGAUGAUUAUUGUGGGCAGUUAUCACUGUGAUAUCAAUCUGAAGCUGCUGAUACAAUAACCGUAUCAUGAUACUGUCAAUAUUGUGGGGGCGAUAUCACGGUGAUAUCAAUCUGAAGCUCUUGAUACAAUAACCGUAUCAUGAUACUAUCAAAUAUUGUGGACAAUCUGAAGCUGCUGAUACAACAACAGUAUUAUGAUACUGUCGAUAUUGUGGCCCGAUAUCACAGUGAGACCAAUCUGAAGCUACCGAUACAAUAACCGUAACAUGAUACUGUCGAUAUUGUGGCCAGCUAUCACAGUGAUAUCAAUCUGAAGCUACCGAUACAAUAAACAUAUCAUGAUACUGUUAUUGAGGGCAGAUAUCACGGUGAUAUCAAUCUGAAGCUGCUCAUACAAUAACCAUAUUAUGAUACUGUCAAUAUUGUGGGCAGAUAUCACAAUGAUAUCUGAAGCUGCUGAGAUGCAAUACCCGUAUCAUGAUACUGUCAAUAUUGUGGACAGAUAUUACUGUGAUAUCAAUCUGAAGCUGCUGAGAUACAAUAACCAUAUCAUGAUACUGUCAAUAUUGUGGCCAGAUAUCACAGUGAUAUCAAUCUGAAGCUGCUGAUACGAUAACUGUAUCAUGAUACUGUUGAUAUUGUGGCCAGAUAUCACUGUCAUAUCAAUCUGAAGCUACCGAUACAAUAAACAUAUCAUGAUACUGUUAUUUAGGGCAGAUAUCACGGUGAUAUCAAUCUGAAGCUGCUCAUACAAUAACCGUAUUAUGAUACUGUCAAUAUUGUGGGCAGAUAUCACAAUGAUAUCUGAAAGUGCUGAGAUGCAAUACCCGUAUCAUGAUACUGUCAAUAUUGUGGCCAGAUAUUACUGUGAUGUCAAUCUGAAGCUGCUGAGAUACAAUAACCAUAUCAUGAUACUGACAAUAUUGUGGCCAGAUAUCACAGUGAUAUCAAUCUGAAGCUGCUGAUACGAUAACCGUAUCAUGAUACUGUUGAUAUUGUGGCCAGAUAUCACUGUCAUAUCAAUCUGAAGCUGUUGAUACAAUAACUGUAUCAUGAUACUGUUGAUAUUGUGGGCAGAUAUCAUGGUGAUAUCAAUCUGAAUCUGCUGAUACAAUAACCAUAUCAUGGUACUGUUGAUUAUUGUGGCCAGAUAUCACAGUGAUAUCAAUCUGAAGCUGCUGAGAUGCAAUACCGUAUCAUGAUACUGUCAAUAUUGUGGCCAGAUAUUACAGUGAUAUCAAUGUGAAGCUGCUGAUACAAUAACCAUAUCAUGAUACUGUUGAUAUUGUGGCCAGAUAUCACAGUGACAUCAAUCUGCAGCUGCUGAGCAAUAACCGUAUCAUGAUACUAUAUCACAAGCACUUUUCUGGCAAAGUGUCCAUUAUAGUAUAAUGUGAUACUAUCAUGAUACGGUCACAGAUAUCACAGGGAUGUCAGUCUGAAGCUACUUGGACACAAUAACUAAUGUCUUAAUAUUUCAUCUUGUAAAAAAACAUUUUUUUCCAUUAUUUUUGAAUUUUCAUGUUUAAUCCUAUUUUAGAAUGUGGCCCCGGGGCCACACCUUGGACACUCCUGGUGUACUUUGUGCUGUUUUUGCUGAUAUUAUGGAUACAUCACAGUCAUAUUGGACACACAACACUUUUCAAAAUGCUUUUUCUUGUGGGACGAGGCCUUGGGGGGGUCCACGUGACGUUGACAACGCCACCUGUUGUCCCCAGAGAUUAGGACGCUUCUCACGGACACAAAGUAGACCAAAUAUUGGUGCUUUGAUGAUAAAAGAUGGUGUGACUGGACCCUUGACUGUACUUCCCAUCAAAUGCAUUCGGAAAGACUCUUUUACUUUGUGUUCUUCCCACCAAAGACGUGGCCCCGUGGUCUACUUCUUAAAUAUAUAUUUACUACGUAUAGAAUGUAAAUACACACAGAUUUAUUACAUCAGUCCAGUGACUAGUGGCAAGGCGACGCUCCAAAAGCUUUGUGACCAAUUGACAGGAAAGAUCAUUUAUACACACGGAUACUUUCAUCAAGGAAAAUACAGUAAAGUCCCAAGUAUCUCCUGCUUGGGCUUUCUUCUAGGACCAGGUCAUCAUGUCAUCACGUAUCAUGAUACUGAUGCUGAGGGCAGAUAUCACAGUGGUAUCAAUCUGAAGCUCCUGAUACAAUAACCUUAUUAUGAUACUGUUGAUAUUGUGGGCAGAUAUCACAGUGAUAUCAAACUGAAGCUGUCGAUACAAUAACCGUAUCAUGACACUGUCAAUAUUGUGGGGGCUAUAUCACAGUGAUAUCAAUCUGAAGCUGUCGAUACAAUAACCGUAUCAUGACACUCAAUAUUGUGGGGGCUAUAUCACAGUGAUAUCAAUCUGAAGCUGUUGAUACAAUAACCGUAUCAUGAUUCAGUCAACAUUGUGGGCAGAUAUCAUGGUGAUCUCAAUCUGAAGCUGCUGAUACAAUAACCUUAUCAUGAUACUGUCAAUAUUGUGGGCGGACAUCACCGAAAUAUUAAUCUGAAGCUGCUGAUACAAUAACCGUAUCAUGAUACUGUUGACAUGGUGGGCAGAUAUCACAGUGAUAUCAAUCACAAGCCGCUGAUACAAUAACCGUAUCAUGAUACUGUCAAUAUUGUGGGCGGAUAUCACUGAGAUAUUAAUCUGAAGCUGCUGAUACAAUAACCGUAUCAUGAUACUGUUGAUAUUGUAGGCAGAUAUCACAGUGGUAUCAAUCUGAAGCUGCUGAUACAAUAACCGUAUCAUAAUACUGUUGAUAUUGUGGGGGCUAUAUCACGGUGAUAGCAAUCUGAAGCUGUUGAUAUAAUAACUGUAUCAUGAUAUUGUUGAUAUUGUGGCCAGAUAUCACUGAUAUCAAACUGAAGCUGUUGAUACAAUAACCGUAUCAUGAUACUGUUGAUAUUGUGGCCGGCUAUCAUAGUUAUAUCAAUCUGAAGCUCCUGAUACAAUAACCAUAUCAUGAUACUGUCAAUAUUGUGGGGGCUAUAUCACGGUGAUAUCAAUCUGAAGUUGUUGAUACUAUAACCGUAUCAUGAUACUGUCAAUAUUGUGGGCGGAUAUCACUGAGAUAUUAAUCUGAAGCUGCUGAUACAAUAACCGUAUCAUGAUACUGUUGAUAUUGUGGGCAGAUAUCACAGUGGUAUCAAUCUGAAGCUGCUGAUACAAUAACCGUAUCAUAAUACUGUUGAUAUUGUGGGGGCUAUAUCACGGUGAUAGCAAUCUGAAGCUGUUGAUAUAAUAACUGUAUCAUGAUAUUGUUGAUAUUGUGGCCAGAUAUCACUGUGAUAUCAAACUGAAGCUGUUUAUACAAUAACCGUAUCAUGAUACUGUUGAUAUUGUGGCCGGCUAUCAUAGUUAUAUCAAUCUGAAGCUCCUGAUACAAUAACCAUAUCAUGAUACUGUCAAUAUUGUGGGGGCUAUAUCACGGUGAUAUCAAUCUGAAGUUGUUGAUACAAUAACCGUGUCAUGAUACUGUUGACAUGGUGGGAAGAUAUCAGUGAUAUCAAACUGAAGCUGCUGAUACAAUAACCGUAUCAUGAUACUGUCAAUAUUGCGGGGGUGAUAUUUUGUGUUCUUCCCACCAAAGACGUCGCCCCGUGGUCUACUUCUUAAAUAUAUAUUUACUACGUAUAGAAUGUAAAUACACACAGCUUUAUUACAUCAGUCCAGUGACUAGUGGCAAGGCGACGCUCCAAAAGCUUUGUGACCAAUUGACAGGAAAGAUCAUUUAUACACACGGAUACUUUCAUCAAGGAAAAUACAGUAAAGUCCCAAGUAUCUCCUGCUUGGGCUUUCUUCUAGGACCAGGUCAUCACGCAUCAUGAUACUGUUGAUAUUGUGGCCAGAUAUCACUGUGAUAUCAAUCUGAAGCUGUUGAUACAAUAACCGUAUCAUGAUUCUGUCAAUAUUGUGGGCAGAUAUCAUGGUGAUAUCAAUCUGAAUCUGCUGAUACAAUAACCGUAUCAUAUUACUGUUGAUAUUGUGGGCAGAUAUCACAGUAAUAUCAAACGUUGAUACAAUAACCGUAUCAUGAUACUGUUGAUAUGGUGGGCAGAUACCACUGAGAUAUUAAUCUGAAGCUGCUGAUACAAUAACCGUAUCAUGAUACUGUCAAUAUUGUGGGGGGAUAUAUCCCGGUGAUAUUAAUCUGAAGCUGUUCAUACAAUAACCGUAUCAUGAUACUGUUUAUAUUGUGGCCAGAAACCACUGUGAUAUUAAUCUGAAGCUGUUGAUACAAUAACCGUAUCAUGAUUCUGUCAAUAUUGUGGGCAGAUAUCAUGUGAUAUCAAUCUGAUUCAGCUGAUACAAUAACCGUAUCAUGAUACUGUCAAUCUUGUGGGCGGAUAUCACUGUGACAUCAAUCUGAAGCUGCUGAGAUACAAUAACCGUAUCAUGAUUCUGUCAAUAUUGUGGGGGCUAUAUCAGUCCCAAGUAUCUCCUGCUUGGGGUUUCAUCAAUGAUUUAUAAAUCAUGUUUUAAGGGGCUCGCUCUGUUAAGUGGACUUUAUUCUUUGAGGUUUCGCAAGCUGGCACAAACAAAUGCAUGAACAGGAGGGUGAGAGGGGUCGGACUUGUGUAAUAGUCCCACAAGUCUCCUUGGUUGCAUAGCGUCCUUGUGUGCCGUGGUCCUACACAAUAAUGCCCUGACUUCACCCCCACACUGGGGGGUGUUUGAAGUGUUGACAAGAUUUACGUUGAAUUGUCACAGCUCGCAGCUAAUAUAUAAAACAGAACCAAAGUAACGACUCUCAGUGUCCGUUCAUGAUAGUCUGUGAGGACGAGGAGGGGGGGGUGGAGCGUCGUCCGCCGGUGAAGAAGUUGUCCUCCCUCAGC